AUGGCUUCAGGCAUUGCACGGGGAAGACUUACGCAAGAGCGCAAGCGCUGGCGGAAGGACCACCCGCAUAGCUUCUUUGCCAAGCCACGCAAGCUGGAGGAUGGGACAUUGGACAUGCUGACGUGGAACUGCGGAAUCCCUGGUGCCGAGGGAUCGAUCUGGGAGGGAGGUGUGUUCAAGCUCACCCUCACCUUUGGCGAAGACUACCCGUCCAAGCCGCCGGUGGCCCGGUUUAACCCGCCGCUUUUCCACCCCAACGUGUACCCUUCGGGCAAGGUCUGCCUCUCCAUUCUCGCUGAGGACAAGGGCUGGUCGCCGUCGAUCACCAUCAAGCAGAUCCUCCUCGGCAUCCAGACCCUCCUCACCGAGCCCAACAUCCAGGAUCCGGCCCAGGAAGCUGCUUGGGUCUCCUUCCGCGACGACAAGAAGGAGUACGAGCGUGUUGUCCGCGCCUAUGUCGAGCGCCUCCGCGCCACAUUGUAG
Molecule: messenger RNA, 483 nt
Organism: Thecamonas trahens ATCC 50062
Lineage: Eukaryota; Apusomonadida; Apusomonadidae
Product: SUMO-conjugating enzyme UBC9
Exons: 2
Coding region: 1-483 (160 amino acids)
Biological process (GO): protein sumoylation
Cellular component (GO): nucleus
Molecular function (GO): SUMO conjugating enzyme activity
Source: RefSeq, a predicted model, not a curated record